Molecule: messenger RNA, 3830 nt
Organism: Mustela erminea (ermine)
Lineage: Eukaryota; Metazoa; Chordata; Mammalia; Carnivora; Mustelidae
Gene: GDNF
Product: glial cell derived neurotrophic factor
Exons: 3
Coding region: 495-1130 (211 amino acids)
Biological process (GO): positive regulation of branching involved in ureteric bud morphogenesis; negative regulation of neuron apoptotic process; peripheral nervous system development
Molecular function (GO): growth factor activity; glial cell-derived neurotrophic factor receptor binding; receptor tyrosine kinase binding
Source: RefSeq, a predicted model, not a curated record
GUGGUGUCUCGAUCGGAUUUCCAGGCCAGACCUCAGCUCCGGCAGCAGCAUCAGCCCGGCCCAUCUCGUGCUCCCAGGCGCUGCGCCCCGAGAAGGCGCAGAGCGCGGCAGCAGCAGCUGAGCCGCCCGCCGCGCCCCGGGCCCGCGCAGCCCCGGCCAAGAGCGCGGCGCGCGCAGCCGUGUCACCCUACAACGCAAGGCAGCGGCGGCUGCUCGGACCUCGGUUUCUGGGGGUGCAGGGCAUCGGCGGGGGAGCUGUCGGCAUCCCUCGCUCUUCUCGAGGCGGCGGCGGGAGUCUUGGCCACCGCCUCCUGCGCACCCUCGCUGCCCCAGGAUUGCGAAUUAGUGCCCCUAACCAGUUGGGCGGGGCUUUGCGCUCCUGCCCUCGGCCCGGAUGGGGCUCCUGGCUGGGACUCGGGGUUCCUGGAGUUAAUGUCCAACUGGGGGUCUGCGGAGACCGGAUCCGAGGUGCCGCCGCCGGACGGGACUCUAAGAUGAAGUUAUGGGAUGUCGUGGCUGUCUGCCUGGUGCUGCUCCACACCGCGUCCGCCUUCCCGUUGCCCGCCGGUAAGAGGCCUCCCGAGGCGCCCGCCGAAGACCGCUCCCCCGGCCGCCGCCGCGCACCCUUCGCGCUGAGCCGUGACUCAAACAUGCCAGAAGAUUAUUCUGAUCAGUUUGACGACGUCAUGGAUUUUAUUCAGGCCACCAUCCGAAGGCUGAAGAGGUCGCCCGAGAAGCAAGUGGCCGUGCCACCCCGGAGAGAGCGGAAUCGCCAGGCGGCGGCCGGCAGCCCGGAAGGUUCCAGGGGGAAAGGGCGGCGAGGACAGAGGGGCAGAAACCGGGGUUGUGUCUUGACGGCGAUACAUUUAAACGUCACUGACCUAGGUUUGGGCUACGAAACCAAGGAGGAACUGAUUUUUCGGUACUGCAGUGGUUCCUGCGACGCGGCCGAGACCAUGUACGACAAAAUAUUAAAGAACUUAUCCAAAAAUAGAAGGCUGGUGAGUGACAAAGUCGGGCAGGCUUGCUGCAGACCCAUCGCCUACGAUGACGACCUAUCGUUUCUAGAUGACAACCUGGUUUACCAUAUUCUAAGAAAGCAUUCCGCUAAAAGGUGUGGGUGUGUCUGACUCCGGCUCCAGAGACUGCUGUGUAUUGCAUUCCUGCUACAGUGCAAAGAAAGGGACCAAGGUUCCCAGGAAAAGUUAGCCCCGAAUGGAAGAUGAGGACCAAGGAGGCGGAGGCGGAGGACGGAGGAGGAGGAGGAGGCAGAGGAGGAGGAAGAGGAAGGCAGCCGUUGGGGGAGCCUGGUGGAGGGAGAUUCAGCUACAGAGAACUGGACGGGAGAGGAAACAGCCAUCUGGACUCUCCCUGCCGGCAGCCAAUGUCGCCGGCAGCCGAUGGCACCAGCAGCUUAGGGCUGGGGUCCCUGGUUGGGUGUUUCCCAUCAUCAGACACAGCCCGCCACGGCCGGCCCCCGGUGCAGUUGCGGAUGCACUUGAAACCAGACCAGUGUAUCUCCUGUGGUUUAUUUUCACACAUCUGGAGACACCCGGGAAGCGGUCAUCCUGGUGUCGUUCCUUGUCACGGCGUUUUACUGCUGAAAGCAAGAAAGGCUUAUUUUUCUGUCACUCAGCGGAAACAUACCCCGGAGAGGAGGAAGAAAAAACAAAACAACACAACGCAACACAACACCAAAAGCAAAGACACAAGAGAUCGUUACCUUUGAAUUUGAAAGUUGAAGCCUGAGGUUUCCUAAAGCCAGCAUGGUUUGCCAACCGUCGGUCGGUGAUAGAUUUGGAACCUGGUGUGCAGGGCAGGAAGAAGUUGGCUAGGAACCAAAAAGGCUGUCCUCAUGACUAAAAACAAACCCAAAGGUAUUUCCUUGAUGACCUUGGAAACAGGAAACCAGUUGUGGUUUUCGGCAGCAUUCUUGCAGGAGAGCAAGUGGGGAAGGCCCCCCAGCCGCCCCGGGGGCAGGGGGACCCGCUGGGCCUGCCGGUUUACAAAGAGACAGAGGUUACAUAACCCCCAGCUCCGUUUAAGCAUGGUCACCAGUGACCAGAGAAGCUACUCGAUGCAAUGCAUCUAUUUCAGAUACAGAAAUAUAGAGAAGAUAUUUAUUGAGAUUUAAGUUAUUGUUAUUUAUUACCGUUCACUAAUGAGUUGCUCUUUUCUCCCCUUAUUUAUUAAAGUUUCUUUUCAAGGUGCCAAAGCAUAUGUGGUCGCAAAAUGCAAAGAAAAGUGACAAAGGAAAUUUUGAUUGGGAACAAGGGUCCAUGCUUUUCAAAGUAUUAAAAAGUUUCUCAGUAGGCAAAAAUCACUUACUUUACCUUUUUAAGAAAAGCCUCAUCUCCCCCCCCCCCAUUUCAGCCUCUUCCCUAUUUUUAUUUUUGAGAAAAGGAAUGCGUCAGAAGGAGCGCUUCUGAUCGGCCCCCUCUCGGGAGCGUGUGCAAAGACCCGUGGGCUCUGGUUUUACGUCCUCGCUGUUCUGUCGCUGAGCAGGUCUGCCACACGCUCCCCUUUCUGUUGUAUGUAAGCCCUUACUCCCUUCCGCGUGUAUCUAUCUAUGACAUGCAUAACCGUGUAUAUGAAAGGUUAAAUCCCUUUUAGUAAGUAGUCCUGGAGUCAGUGUUGACCUAAAAGUGAGAUACAAAUCCUGUCAGCCGGCCAUGGUCUGUCCCGACUCUUCCCCUGUCCUUCCAUCCACCACUGUCUUCUAGAGAAACGUGCUCACGCCCAGCGUAGCCAGGGAGCACGUGGCCCGCCUUCCAGAAGCGGGAUCUAUCUGGGUGCCGUAAAAGCCCCUUGGCUGUCCCCUGGGGGCAACGGUCGCUGUCCCUGUCAGAAGGAGGUAGCCCAGAAGGGAGGAUAUCUGACCCAGCCGCAUACACACACCGAGUCUCAUGCCCACAGAAUGUCCUACCUGUACGAUGAAAGCCUUUGGAGGGGCGGCGGCAUAAGGUGGGAACAACCAGCUCCUCACACGAGUCCCGGAUGUGGGAUUGUCUGGCAGCUGACGAGGCACGAGGAGCUGGGCCCUAUAUUAAGAGUUUGUUGCAUGUUUCAUAAAAGGGAUUUUUAUCAAGGAAAUCAUCUAUCACUAUCCGAGUGGCUAAUAGCCCGAAAGUAUGACAGAUUUAGCAAUUAAGUGACCUACCGGCCUCCCUCAAACAAUCAUGUGAAUUUUGCAAAGUAACCAAGAGGCACCAUUUAGCAGACAUCCCUUCCCCCACGCCCCCAAAGACCCAAGUUCACCAUCAUUCUGUCCCUGUCUUUUCUGUUCCCCUUGCACAACUUGGAGAUAAAGUAAAAGGAACCCCCUGCCCCUGGGGCCAGAGUGGGGACCUCGUUGAAGAGCAGCCUGCUUCAAACAGUGACAGACCCAGCCGUCUGGUCAUUUGUGAAGCACAGUGUGACGUAGCCCCAGGACCGUCUGUCUGGUUCAGACAAUCCUGGCAGAUUUGGUGGCUGGCGUCCCCAGGGGUCAGCCUCGGUUCCCCCCCGCCCCCCGCUGCCCCGAUUCCCAUGAAAAGUCCUUGUUCACAGGGGCUCUAGGACACAGUGGAUGUGGACAGCUCGUUCCCAGCAUCACCACAAGCAAGUUUUAACUGAAGCUAAUCACUCUACCAAAUCCACAAAAAGGGUAAAGUUUGUGAUUUUUCUGUAUCAUUGCGAUUACCAUCUGAUCUGGUAGGGAGUGCACUUCUUUGGAAGUUCUGACUUCUCUGAUCUGUCUCAGUCAUUUGUGUUAUACAACCAAAGUUCUCUACAGACUUUAUUUUUGUACAAUAUCAUUUUGUAACUUUUUACAAAUAAAAACUCAUUUC